UUUUAUAAAACUAAAAGAGAAUAUGAGAGUGAAAGCAAGUGAUGCUUUUCAACAUAUGAGUGAGAGUAUACGAAACCCUAACAAUUGCCUUUGUUCAUCUCCACACGACGAGGCCAUUGUUGUUGAUCUAGUUUUCUAUUUCUAAUAUGAGGGUUUGUCGUCACGAUUCAUCUUUGCACUACUGUAAGUGACGUUGUUAUUGCUACCUGCGAUUGAGCUUCUGUGAUCUGUUUCUUCAACUUCGAUCUGAAGUUUGCCACCGCCACAAGUGGUGCCGUUGUUGCUGGCCUCCAAUUGUGCUUCUAUGAUUUGGUUUUGCUAUUUUGUGAAUUAUUCCUUACUAAUUUAAUCUACUUCAUCUUUUAAUUUUUCCUUCUUCUUCAUACUUUUAGAUGUAGUUCAUGCUCUAAUAAGAAGAAACAGAGAAUGCCUGUUCUUUUUCUUUGUUGUGUAUUUUUACUUUGAUUGAUCUUCUGCGUUAUUGUUCUUGUUGACGAGGUGCUAGAGGUGGUGGAAUUUUACCACACGUUCAUGAUAGAACUGUCUCGACGCGAAUGCAGCUCCAACGGAAUCAUAGAGGCACUGCCACCUCUAGCAAAUGCACGUGACAUGAUCGAUGAGAUCGAGAACCGCUCAUCUUACUUGCUCGUGGCCUUAGAAUCUGGCCAGCUAAGUCCAGGUGGAAUAAUUACUGAAGGGAGUGCUAGUAGAACUGCCAUUAGCAUUGCCACGGUUGCUCUUGCAUUCGCAUUCAAAUCCCACAUUAUUAUACCCAACGAUGCCGCCAUUGAGAAGGGAGAAGACAUUAGAAAAAGAGGUCAAGAAAAUAAUUGAUAGACAGGGAUCUGCAGUUAAGUCAAUUGCAAAAGAUUCAGAUUCAUUUAAUGAGGCAUUGAAAAGUGUUAAAGAAGCUGUGACAAGACUCCAAAAGUUGCUUCAAGAGUUACAUGUAUCAAGCUCUAUUUUUGGAAAAGAGCAUAUAAAAGCAGAUGCUUUAAAGAUAUUUUGGCAGAAGAUAUUUUGAAAUUGGGCAGCCAGAAAGGAAGAAACAAGAUCAUAAUAUUAUGUUAUUUUUCUUACUUUCAAGGUAUUAUCCAAGCUAGUUACCUUGUUUUAUGUAUGAGAUGUAUGUGACACUGUUAAAAAUUGGAGCCAAUCUAAGUGAAGACAUUUAGAAUUAAAAAAUCAUGUUAUAUUUUA
Messenger RNA from Arachis stenosperma, 1200 nucleotides. Its product is annotated as cysteine synthase 2-like. The transcript has 4 exons. Bases 532 to 834 code for a protein of 100 amino acids. NCBI's taxonomy places the organism in Eukaryota, Viridiplantae, Streptophyta, Magnoliopsida, Fabales, Fabaceae. The record is from RefSeq and is a predicted model, not a curated record.